CUAAUUUGAUAACCUUUGGAUAUCCCGUCAAAUAUGGCGAUUUUUGGCAUUACUUCAUGAUGCUAGUGCAUUACACCGACAAGUUUGGGAUAUUGAAUCGUAUAUUUUCAACAUUUUAUCAAUGAUUAUUUUCAUUUUGAGUUGGAUCUGGGCAUUCACAGUUUUGUCUGUUUUCAUUUUCACUGCCUGGUACUUAAUACUUCUUUGGUUGAGAAGUAAGUUUGAAGUUGUGAAUUCGAUCCUUGGAUUCAGCGAAUCAACAAAUUCUCAAAUACAAGACUUGAAAAGAGUAAGAAACAAGUUGAGGAAGUCAAGGUUAGAUUGAGCAAAAAAAAAUGAAUAUAAGAUGUGCAAAACCCGAGGAUUUGAUGAAUAUGCAGCACUGCAAUUUACUAUGUUUACCAGAAAAUUACCAAAUGAAAUAUUAUUUUUACCAUGGACUCAGUUGGCCCCAAUUGAGUUAUGUUGCGGAAGAUGAAAAAGGUAAUAUAGUGGGAUAUGUUCUUGCUAAAAUGGAGGAGGACACGGAAGAGAUGAAACACGGUCAUAUAACUUCAUUGGCAGUGAAAAGGUCUCAUAGAAGACUUGGUCUUGCUCAGAAGUUGAUGGAUCAAGCUUCAGAAGCUAUGGUCGAAUGUUUUGAUGCCAAAUAUGUAUCUUUACAUGUUCGAAAGAGUAACAGAGCAGCUUUGAAUUUGUACAAAAAUUCUCUAAAGUUUGAAACUGUGGAAAUCGAACCUAAAUAUUAUGCAGAUGGGGAAGAUGCUUACUCUAUGAGAAGAGAUCUUACGGAAUUCGCAACAAAAAUGGCCAGCGAAGUAGUUGAUAGCAAUGAAACUACCUGAAUUAAUGUGGAAAAUAAAACAUUUCAAUAAA
Molecule: messenger RNA, 876 nt
Organism: Coccinella septempunctata (seven-spotted ladybird)
Lineage: Eukaryota; Metazoa; Arthropoda; Insecta; Coleoptera; Coccinellidae
Gene: vnc
Product: N-alpha-acetyltransferase 10
Exons: 3
Coding region: 336-845 (169 amino acids)
Biological process (GO): N-terminal peptidyl-glutamic acid acetylation
Cellular component (GO): NatA complex
Molecular function (GO): protein N-terminal-serine acetyltransferase activity; protein-N-terminal-glutamate acetyltransferase activity
Source: RefSeq, a predicted model, not a curated record